AUCAACUUCCGGUUCAUCAAAAGUUUACAAGGAAACGAGCAGCUAGCCUUGCCUCUACAAUCAACAUUUGUAAGAUACGACUAAAAGACGGCAUACAAGAUUUCUACGGGGAAGCAACAUGGGUAUGCAUUAAUGUAAAGAUUGUGGCUAGAUGGCCCCCUCCCUCUGUCUUCUCUGAGACUCCUGGUGCCACCGCUGCGUCUGAUGUCUGCGGUCAUGUGGCAGGUGGUGGGGCGGCGGAGUUUGGAGCAUUAUGGGAAGCUGGAGGACUUUGUGUGUUUGGUCACAGAGACCGUUCCAGAACUACUGACUGACAGGCAGAGAGCAUUACUGCUUCUAGGCCUCAGAGCAAAGCAGAUGUCCCAGGAGUGGAUAGUUGAGGAUGUCGCCCCAGAACUCAUCCAGACUCACCUGGACAGGAUCCAGUCCAUCUGUCUGACAAAGUCCAGUGACAAGGCCUUUGAGGAUGCCAAAGCCAGGCUCAUGGCGUACACCCAGAGGACUCCAGGAGAUCAAUGGACUUUUGGUCAAUACUUUAAUGCAGAGCUGGAGUCUCUGGUGUGUGUGUUCCUCUCCAGACUGGAGGAGCUGCUGCCAGUACCAGACUUUAAACAGGCUGCUUCCUGGCUUGACUCUGUCCCUGGUGGUGUGGAUGAAUGUCUGCAGUCUAUCCCCCACAGUGACAGCCUGAGGUCUGUGCUGCAGAGCCAAACGUGCUGCCGGGAACACCUGAUAAAUAGAGACUCCAGCCCAUCCCAGACCAACCUCCUCAGCUCUCUACCUGUUUGUCUUCCAAAUUUGAUGGUGUUCCGUCCCUCUGCCAACUCUGACAGGGAGUCAGAACCCUUCCCUGAGGAAAGGAUGGAUGAAGAGAGAGGAGAAGAACAGGAGAAGGUCUGCAUCAAACGAGAGGAUGACGAGAAAUCGAAAGUAGACGAGCUGAUUGGUCAAGACCAGGAAUCAGCCAACAGAGUCGCAGGGGAAACGGAAACGUCCAACCUAGGGAUUAUGGGUUUCAUUGUUCAGAGCCAAUCUAUAAUGAUUAUCCCCCAGCCGGGCCAGCACUCUCUUGCUGUCGUCUCCCAGUCUGCACCCACUCUCACCCUGCCUGUGGCCUGCAGGGGGCAGACUGCAGUCAACUCUCCCUCAGGACAGAGCAGGCCCUCGCCAGAGAGGAACACUGUUCCUGUGAGCAGCCAAAAGCCCCAGGCCUCACCGGGGAGGUAUGUGUGCAUCAUCCCAGAGUCGUCUGAUAAGUCUGUAGAAUCUAUUAGGGUGGAUAAUGACACAGACAGCCCCACAGGGGAGUCAUCAUCUUCCGAGACGCUCCCGUCUUGCAUAUCCCACAAUCCCCGGCGUGUUGCCCACAAGUGCCCGACAUGCGGGAAGUGUUUCAUCUACCGUUCCCAGGUGCUGCGUCACCUGACCACACACUCGCGAGGCGGCCGCUACAAAUGUGCCCAGUGUGGUGUUGGCUUCCCAACACCCUGGAGCCUGAACGACCACAAGCGCUCUGUGUGUGUCAACGCCACCUUCGACUGCGCCCAGUGCGGGAAGCGGUUUGCGUCGCUCCGUGAGCAGUACCGUCACCGCCUCACCCACAAGACCAACACCUGUUUUCAAUGUGGGGCGGGCUUUAGGACCCAGCUGGAACUGACCCGACACCACAAGACCCACUGGGCCCAGCCGCUGCACCAGUGCUGCCUGUGCGGUAAACGCUUCCGCCUCCUCUCCAGCCUGACCAAUCACAAGCAGACUCACUCUUCCGGCGGCGGCUUCGCCUGCACCCAGUGCGAGCGUGUGUUCGGCUCGGCGAAGGAGCGCGACGCCCACCGGCAGAUGCACCGCGUACCCAAACUCGUCUGUCCUGUUUGCGGCGAGACAUUCACCUCGCAGGCCAAACUCAUCAAACACCAGCAGACCCAUCCGGUCCCAGAGGGGAGCGAGGGCCAGAGGUACAAGUGCCGUUACUGUGAGGAGACGUUUACAGGCCUGACCCUCAUGAGGAUCCACCAGAGAAGCCAUCUUGUGGACAGACCUCAUCAAUGUGACCAGUGUGAGAAGAACUUCACUACUCUGGGGUCCCUCCAGUCCCACCUCAGAACCCACUCGGAGGAGAAGCCCUUUCUCUGCGCCCACUGCGGCAAGCGCUUCCGGACCAAAGACGGCAUGGAGGGACACCUCCGGAUCCACACGGGCGAGAAGCCCUUCCACUGCUCCUACUGCGGGAAACGCUUUACGGCGCUCGCCGGGUUGAACGUUCACGUGCGGCGGCACACGGGUGAGAGGCCGUACGUGUGUGAGGUGUGCGGAAAGGCGUGGCCCUCUGGUGGGGACUUGCAGAAACACAUGCGCUGUCACACAGGAGAAAGACCUUACAGCUGUGUUGACUGUGGGAAGACAUUCUCCAUAUCCUGUCACCUGACAGAACACAUGAAGACACACUCAGGUGAGAAGCCAUUCUCUUGUCCAGAGUGUGGGAAGAGCCUGAAGAGGAAGUUUGAUCUGAAGAAGCACCUGUUGACUCACUCUGGAGUGCGUCCGUACCCCUGCCCUCACUGUGACAAGAGCUACACCCGCCGCACACACCUCAACAGGCACCUACAGAAACACUCGGCCGAGCUGUUAGCAGCAGCAUUGUAGCCAGCAUCAUUUGCCCAUGGAUGGACAUCUCAAUAGUAUUCUGUCCCUGAAAUAACAAUGGGCUCCCAUCACCAAGAUUCUGAUUUGGAAUUCAAUGACUUCGAGACUAGAGGAACAGAACGUUCUGCCUGUGGAUGGCAGGGGUAAGCAAUGUCUCCCUGCUGGUUGAGAUCAAGGGACUUUUCCUGAUUCAUCUUGUGUUAAUCAAGAAUAUGAUUUGUGUGUGGUCUGACUGUAGAAUCAUUAUCAAAUAGACCUAAAGCAAUUUCUGUCUCCUAUGUCGUGGCCUCAUUUGUUGGUGAAACAGUUCAUUAUAAAAUAGUUGACUGAUGGGUAACUGUUGCCUGAAUAAUGCCUCUUCAAUUUAUAUCCUGUCUGUAAUUCAGUUUAAUAUUUCUUCUGUGCUUUGAUAAAACCUAUCCCAAGUUC
Molecule: messenger RNA, 3072 nt
Organism: Oncorhynchus tshawytscha (Chinook salmon)
Lineage: Eukaryota; Metazoa; Chordata; Actinopteri; Salmoniformes; Salmonidae
Product: oocyte zinc finger protein XlCOF6-like
Exons: 10
Coding region: 205-2643 (812 amino acids)
Biological process (GO): regulation of transcription by RNA polymerase II
Cellular component (GO): nucleus
Molecular function (GO): RNA polymerase II transcription regulatory region sequence-specific DNA binding; DNA-binding transcription factor activity, RNA polymerase II-specific
Source: RefSeq, a predicted model, not a curated record